Molecule: messenger RNA, 1598 nt
Organism: Durusdinium trenchii
Lineage: Eukaryota; Dinophyceae; Suessiales; Symbiodiniaceae
Source: the annotation of a GenBank genome assembly
GGCCCAUACUGGGCUAUAUAAUACCAUGCAUGUUUUCCCAGUAAAUAUUCCCUGUCCACGUCCAACUGUUUGAUCACAUCACGGACUGACCAUUCUUUUCCUCUCAAGCCUAUGUCGCACUGCCACUGCUCCACCCCACGCGCGAUGUUUGCCCCUGGCCUUUCCGAGCGCUGCCGCCACUUGGCGCGGCGCCUCCGCGCGCGCUGCACGACAAGCUUCGACGAGGACGCUGAGCACGUGCAGCGCUACGCAGCCUGGGCCAUGGGGCACCGCUCCGCGGCCGAGGGCGUGCGGACGGCGGCCUGCACCUUGAAGGAGGCCGCCAAGGCCUUGGAAGCCAUUGAGGCUGAGCUGGCCGAUCUCACCAGCUCUGUGAAAGGUGUCCAGCAGCAGACAGUGAAAUUGGAAUCUCUCUUUGGUCGAGGACCAGAACAAGAUCUCAAGCCGGCCUGUCUCGCCACGCUGGCUGAGCGUUUGGCGACCGCUGCGCACGCGUCAUUGGAGAUGACCAGCUGUUUGCCUGGCUCCACCGUCUGGGUGAAGCUCCCGGAUCCUUCCACUUGCGCGAAUACCUUGGAGGCCACUGCCCAGGCCUUGGAGGAAGGCCACCAGAUGCUGGAGGAGCUGCGUGCACGGCUCCUGGCGGCCGAGCGGCGCAUGUGGGCCGCUGAAGAGGUCGAGCCAGGACCAAGCGGCAAGGGCCAUUCCGAGUGCCACAAGAGCCAAUCACCUCCCACAGAUUGGAAGAGGGCCCGCGAGUGCCUCAAGUGCCUCCGUCGGGGUUCCCGACCAACUCCUGUGGCCGCCGCCAUGGUUGUGGACGCACUGAAUCAGAGCUUCCACGUGUUCGAUGAUUUGACCGCACAACUGGCCCGGCUCUUCGAAGAGAUGGUUUGCUUGGACACAGAUGUGAGCUCCCUUUACCCGUCCUUGCUGGCGGCUGCAGAGGUGCAGUCGGAGCUCUUGGGCUGGAAGCUCCAGUGGCAAACUGUUUUGAGCAAUGCGCCGCAGGCAGCGUCACUUCCACCUGGCUUCGAGGAGUUUCUGCAGACGGUCUUGGCAGUGGGAGAUGUGUUGGCCAACUCGGCGGAGUCCUUGGAGCAACGAAGGAAGGUGAUGGUCGAAGAGCUGAAGACUUCCAUCGAGAUCCAAGCCGCGAGGAAUUGCUGCCGCGAAGGCGAAGCUUCGCUGGCCGUGAGAGUAAACUGAGAUGCUGGCGAGAUGCGCCUCGGGGCAAAUCGCCAGGGUACGCCUCUGUUUGGGGGCCCGAAACAGCUGGCUGUGAGUUACAUUCCGGACCUAUAGAACUUGUAUAGACUUGGUAGUCUGAGGGUUGAGCCAUGAGGCCCCUUCACUGUAAAGGACUGCUCAACCCUGUGACCGCCACCUUGCAUGCAGCCGGCCACCGUUUGUACAAACUGCCGCGCUGAGAGACCUUGUACUGAGUGGGUGCUCCUGCUUUGCUUCGCCCGGCAUUACGUCACCGUGUACAGGUUGCUUGCAGGUCACUCACAGAUUCCUUGCAGAUGGACCACAUCAAGAGAAUUGGUUUUCCACAGUCUGGCCAGACCCCCGACUGCCGCAAUUCGACCAAAAAA